CGACGGGAGCCGAACGGGAGGCGCGGAAGCCAACACCGGGUCCCCGGCGCCGCCGUCGCCUCCGAGCCGCCCGCGCCCCUGGCUUGCUGGCGGCGGCUGUGAGCGCCGAGGCCAGCCCCUGGCCCGCGGGUGGAUAGCCAGCGCCAUGGCCACCCCAGAACCGCUGCGGCCGCGCCUGUGCUGCCUGGUGCGUGGCGAGCAAGGCUACGGCUUCCACCUGCAUGGCGAGAAGGGCCGUCGCGGGCAGUUCAUCCGGCGCGUGGAGCCCGGUUCCCCGGCCGAGGCGGCCGAGCUGCGCGCUGGAGACCGCCUGGUCGAGGUCAACGGCGUCAACGUGGAGGGCGAAACGCACCACCAGGUGGUCCAGAGGAUCAAGGCUGUGGAGGGGCAGACGCGGCUGCUGGUGGUAGACAAGGAGACGGACGAGGAGCUGCGCCGGCGGCAGCUGACCUGCACUGAGGAGAUGGCCCAGCGAGGGCUUCCACCCGCCCAUGACCCCUGGGAGCCAAAGCCGGGCUGGACACGUGCAGGCAGCCUUGGCUCCAAGGAUGGCCAGAAGGAUGUCAAUGGGCCCCCGAGGGAGCUUCGCCCGAGGCUCUGCCACCUUCGAAAGGGCCCUCAGGGCUAUGGGUUCAACCUGCACAGUGACAAGUCGCGGCCAGGACAGUACAUUCGUUCGGUGGACGUGGGCUCGCCGGCCGCCCACUCUGGCCUCCGUGCCCAAGAUCGACUUAUUGAGGUGAAUGGGCAGAAUGUGGAGGGACUGCGCCACGCAGAGGUGGUUGCCAGCAUCAAGGCACGAGAGGAUGAGGCCCGGCUGUUGGUGGUGGACCCGGAAACGGACGAGCACUUCAAGAGGCUGCGGGUGACCCCCACCGAGGAGCAUGUGGAAGGUCCACUGCCAUCACCUGUCACCAAUGGGACCAGCCCUGCCCAGCUCAAUGGUGGCUCAGCGUGUUCAUCCCGAAGUGAUCUGCCUGGCUUAGACAAGGACAAUGAGGACCGCAGCACCUGGAAGCACGACCCUUUUCAGGAGAGUGGCCUCCACCUGAGCCCCACGGCGGCUGAGGCCAAGGAGAAGGCAAAAGCCACCAGGGUCAACAAGCGGGCCCCGCAGAUGGACUGGAACCAGAAGCGUGAGAUCUUCAGCAAUUUCUGAGCCCCUCGCUACCUGUGUGCUGGCCCCGGGCCUUCUCCCUGCACGGACUUUGGGCCUCCCUCCUUGGGCCCAGACCAGAGCUCCCCAAGCCUCAGUGGACUGGAGGA
Molecule: messenger RNA, 1266 nt
Organism: Eptesicus fuscus (big brown bat)
Lineage: Eukaryota; Metazoa; Chordata; Mammalia; Chiroptera; Vespertilionidae
Gene: NHERF2
Product: NHERF family PDZ scaffold protein 2
Exons: 7
Coding region: 146-1159 (337 amino acids)
Biological process (GO): protein localization to plasma membrane
Cellular component (GO): apical plasma membrane
Molecular function (GO): signaling receptor binding; protein-membrane adaptor activity
Source: RefSeq, a predicted model, not a curated record